UUUUUGUUUUGUAAAUCAGUUUUAGCAGUAGUACUAUAGUGAAAUGAUUUUUCAGUUUGUGACAUUGUGUCUAGUAACAAUGGCGUGCGCCGCACCGCAGCAACGGGAUGUGCAGAUUCUCCGAUUCGACAACGAUAACAACGGCCUGGGUAACUACAGAUGGGCUUUCGAACAAUCAGAUGGCACGAGACACGAGCAGCGAGGUGAACUAAAGAACCAAGGUCGAGAAAAUGAAGCCCUGGCAGUAAGAGGAGAGUAUUCCUGGUUGGGACCUGACGGCAAUGAAUACAAGUUGGUGGUACUCGCGUUGGUGGCGCUAACAGCGGCUGCUCCCCAAUUGAAACCAGAAGACGUUCAGAUCCUUCGUUACGAAACCGAUAAUGACGGUGUGGGAAAUUGGGAGUUCAACUACGAGCAAUCAGACGGCCAGAAACACCAACAACAAGGUCAACUGAAGAACGCCGGCACCGAUGACGAAGCCAUUGCUGUCAAAGGCUCUUACUCUUGGGUGGGUCCCGAUGGCGUCACCUACAUAGUCACCUAUAUCGCUGAUGAAAACGGUUUCCAACCCACUAUUGAACAAGGUCCUGGUGGCGGAAUACCCCCAGCCGUUGUUGCUUCUAAUUUGGGUUGACGCGAAAACUAAAUAGUCAAAUACAAAUAGUCAAAUUCUAAAUAAAAAUUC
This is a messenger RNA of Hyposmocoma kahamanoa, 685 nucleotides long. Its product is annotated as flexible cuticle protein 12-like. Gene Ontology annotation, cellular component: chitin-based extracellular matrix. Gene Ontology annotation, molecular function: structural constituent of chitin-based larval cuticle. The transcript has 4 exons. The record is from RefSeq and is a predicted model, not a curated record. NCBI's taxonomy places the organism in Eukaryota, Metazoa, Arthropoda, Insecta, Lepidoptera, Cosmopterigidae. The coding region runs from base 44 to 634 and encodes 196 amino acids.